Symbiodinium sp. CCMP2592 is the source of this 4029-nucleotide messenger RNA. NCBI's taxonomy places the organism in Eukaryota, Dinophyceae, Suessiales, Symbiodiniaceae. The record is from the annotation of a GenBank genome assembly.
AUGGGCGCAGCCUGCUACAGGGGCCAGGCUGACACUAUGAGUGAAGCCCUGACUGAUGCGGCGGCUGAUGAAAUAAUUCAGCAGAUCAAGGACAGCUUCGACAAGAAGCAUGAGAUCCCAACAACCAGCAGGCGCAGUGGCGACUGGGUCAUCGUGAAGAGCUGUCGAAACCAAGACAGUCGUGAGGAGGACGACAUGACAGAGUGGUUGUUUUACCUUCCCGGCUGGAAGCCGGGAUCCAAGCCCUGGGAUGCCGUGUCUCUGCGCAAGGAAUGGACCGACAACGACAGCAAAGGCGUGAGACCCACCGGCACGGGCUUGGACUUCUCUGAGGAUGGCAAGUCCGUGAAGGAGGUGGACCGAGGCUUUGGUGCCGUGAUGGCCACCUUCAACCUCGAUGACCUGAAGAAGAGAGUCGCCCUUUUGCUGCGAAACCAUUGGCCGGUGACGGCGGUGGCGGUGACAAGCGAUGCCCUCAUCGUGGCAGGAACGCGAGAUGGCCAACUGAUACUCGCCGGUCCUGGCGAUGAGCUGAGGACUUUAGAAGAAGGGCACAAUCCGGCAGCAGUGACCACACUGCUCCUGAGCCCUGCCACAGACGGCUUGGGAGGUGUCUUGCUGGAGGAGGGAGCGCGCGGCCCUCGUGGCCUCUUCUCUGCGGACAGCGCGGGUCGGCUGCGGCGGACCUGGUUGCCCGAGGAAGGAGGCACCUCGCAUGCCCUCGCGAGCACGCUUUGUGCGGAGCUCGCCUCUGCCAUCCUGGCCUUGGAGCUUUGUCCGAAGACAGGGUCGCGGCUGCUGGUGUCCACGUCGGAGCGAAUUGCCGUCAUCGCCGAUGCACUGGGCGCGGAGGUCGCGCCGGCGCAGUGGGUCGGUUCCAAGCCACACAAGAGCCACCUCACAGCCACCUUCUGCGACCACUUUGGCCCGGAGGCCGACCUCAUCGCUGCUCGACCCGGCGGGCGUCUUUGGGUGGCAUCGGCAGAUAGCGGCACCGUGAGGACAACUCUGAUUUUCCAAAAUCCGGGUGGCGAGGGAAAGGCCGCGCUGGGUUCGCUGCUUCCACUGCGCAGAGACCGUGUGCUCAGUGUCUCCCGGAGCGAUGCCGCGGAGGUGAUUCUCCUGGACCUGGAGGCCAUCGCAAUUAGCUCGCAGUGGUCCACACCACCUGUCGUCGACGCCGUGCCGUGGCCGGGUGGAGCGCUCCUGGCUCAUUCACAGGGCGGCGCCUCCGUGGUGUUGCUCUCUGCUGGGCCUCUGGUGAUCUGCCGUGCGACGAUCGCUGCACAUGGUGCCGAUCUUCUGGGAAGCCUUGGGAAGGUGAACAACCUGCGGGCAUCACUAGAGGCAGUUCCUGCUGGUGAAGUUCUCGAAGGCCUUGCGCCGGUGGUCGCCGCGGUGGCCGCCGAUGUUUCGGAAGGGGGCGAGGAAGCAGAGCGGCACAAAGCUGCGUUCACGCAAUGGGUUUCAGACUUGGAGGAUCGACAGCUCGAGGCGGAACGCGAAGCAUCGCGAGCAGCAGGCAAGCCAUGGGCAGGCGUACGCCUUGUGGACGCCUCCCUGUCCAACUUCCCUGUGGCCGCCUGGGACGUCCUCGAGGAGGAGUGCGGCGGAGACGAGGCACAUCAGCGCGGCCAAGACAUCGAAGGACUUCUCUCUCCGAGUCUAUGGCUGCAGUCCCUGGAGCUGAUCGCCUGCCACGCCAAGGAGACCGGCGUCGCGCCCUGCCUUGGUGCUUUCGAGCCGGCCUUUCUGCGGCCUAUGGUUCAGGCCCUGGAAACUCCGGGACACCUCGCCGUAUGUCAACACGGUGCACCCCUGCUGCCGUGGCUGGCCGAGAGGCUGGAGGCCGAGGCCACGGACCUCGGCUCAAGUGCAGCGCUGGCUUUGGAGCUCCUCGUGGCCGGCGAGGAUUGGCCUUCGAUCGGACUUUCCCCUUCAGCUGGCGGCGAGCCGGAGGUAUGGGAAAGGGAGCGUCUCGCGGCACACCUUCGCAAUGCAGUUCCUGGUUCAGCCUUGCCUGCUUCAGCGGCACUGGCACUGUGCCGCUUUUGCCUGGCCAAGGAUGACCUGCUGGCUGCUGAACGAUGCCACUUCUGGGCCAAUGGCCUGGUCACAUCCAGUUCUCCUGGCUGGCGAGAGGUGGCUGCCUUCGCCCGAAAUUUGGGUCCCGCAGCACCGGUGCAGCCUGCAAGUGCCGCCACAUGGCGCGAGGCAGUUCUGGCAGCCCUGGCCGCGGACCGCUGCUGGCCUUUGCAAGCGCUGCUUGCACAAGGGUUGGCAUCAGAUGGUGGGCAGGUAGCUGCACCAGGAGAUGUUUUCGAGGCCGCCUUGACUGCCUUCCCGAAGGUGCUGCCAUGGAACAUCGUCGACUGGAUGUCCUGGGCCUUCGAGCAUCCUGGUCGAAAGCCCAAGGUUCUUGGUCUCUCACUUCCCAUAGAGAAAAGGAGCAGCACAGGUCCACGCCUCAUGGGCUUCGACAGCGUCGAGCGUGGCAUCCUCAGCUGCUCCAAGACACGCCCCCUGCUGUUAGUUGGUGAGGACGCGCUGGUGCAGGAACUCCUCCAGUACGUGAUGAAGCUUCUUCCAACCUGUGAGCGCAACACUGGCUUCGCCGAGCUGCUCAAGGCAGCCUUGGCUCUCGCGCUGCACCGCCGCCCUGCUGAGUGGCUGCAGCCGCCGCCACUGCGAGCUGGUCGAUGCCUGCUGGCAGACGCCCUGAUCCGCCGCUUUAGCGCCAAGCACCUGGAACUGUGCCAGAGACUCUGCGACGACUUGCGGUACCCCCUGGGUCUGAUGCAGCUUCUGCUUGGGGGCGAAGAGCCGUGCUGCGAUGAUUCAUCGGACACUUUGGGUCAGAUCAGCGCGCUGCUCGCCCGCAGCCGAGCCAUGCAAGACCAGACGGUGGAAGUUUCGGAGUCCCGAUUCCGGGAGGUGGCGUCGGCAGUGCUGCGUUCCGCAGCUGUGCGGACGGCGGAGGAGGCUUCGGAGCCGCCAGGCCCAGCGGCGCCAGUGAAGGCCCCAACCCCUCGAUGCGCUAUCUGCGACACACCGGGCUGCGAAGUGGCGAUUGUCCGAGGUGCUUCUCGGCCUGUCGUCCGGAAAGACGGGCGCAUCAAUGCCUGGCAUGACGUGGCUCUUGCCCUGCACCGGCUUUCCCAGCCACGGUUGAGCGGCCCUGAUGAGCAUCGCUGGCAGUUUGUGAUGGAGGCAGCCAGCAAGGCACCCCCUGGCUUGCUUGCUGCACUGGCUGCACUCGUGCCUGGCCGCAGCGCGACGGAGGCAUGCUUGCGCAGCAUCGAGGAUGAGAACUUCUCAGGCUCAGGACUGCUUUCGGACGGGACCUCGGCAGCUGCUGCAGCCGAAGCACAAUGGCAGACGGCGUUUGCUGGAAAUUGGCUGCAGCUGCCUCCGGAGCAGAAGAGUCCCUUGCCGCCUCGGCCUCGUCCGCAGCCGCCCCCUCGCAAGCAGCCAGAUGUGCCGGAGGGCCUGCGCAAAGCAGGAUCUGGAGUGCAACUCUGGAUCUCCGAGGAUGGCCUGCAGGCCCGGCAUUUGGACGACACCGGUGAAGAGAUGCAUGGUGUCCUGAUCGGGACGAGACCGCUGGCGCUUGGCCGAGCCGGGGCUUACUUUGAGGUCGCUUUGGAAGAGGUGAGGCCGGGCGAAAGCCCCGACGGCCUCACUGUGGGCGUCACAACCACACCACCGGAUGACGUUGCCGCGGUGCCGCAGACGGCGGAGCACAUCGCCGACACGUGGAGUGUGGGCUACGACGGGCAGAUGUGGGACUGCAAGAGUGCCAGCCUCAAGCAGGUGGGCUGGGAUCCGCGAUCUCUAGCAGAAGGUGACAUCAUCGGCGUUCUAAUCACGGCAAGGGAGGGCGAGCUCAUCGUUUUCCGGAAUGGUACGGCCGUGUGUGCGGGACCUCGAUCCAUUCCCGUGGACGCAGAGCUUUACGCGGUGGUGGACCUGCUCGGUGCCGCCAGGGCGGUGCGCUGGGUCCGCGACGCCCAGGCUCCAGGCCAGUGA